Messenger RNA from Vigna unguiculata (cowpea), 1785 nucleotides. RefSeq names its product ACT domain-containing protein ACR9-like. The record is from RefSeq and is a predicted model, not a curated record. NCBI's taxonomy places the organism in Eukaryota, Viridiplantae, Streptophyta, Magnoliopsida, Fabales, Fabaceae.
UUUGUAGAGGAAAUCAUAGCCUCAGAAAACAAAAAGUUAACCACAGUAAUCACCAUAACCCGCCACCUCAAAAGCGGUGCUUUCGCCAUUGCUGACGUGUGCUUCUUCAACACCACCACUUGCAACUUGCAACCAUAAUAAGCAUCACGCUACAAAAACAAAAAAAACAAAAAAACACUUCCUAAUGUCAUCAUGCAUACAUGGGUUCCUGUCUUCGAUUUGGCAUACUCCCAUGAUAAUAAUAUUACCCAAACCUUAACUUUAACCUUAACCAACCAUCGUUUCCUUUGACCUGCCAACUGUACAGUGCUUUGUGGCUCCUAUGAUGGGAGUCUCGGGCGCCGAUGACGACGUCGUUCAAAUCCAGCAUCCGAACAAGCCCGGCGACCCUUUCAUCGUCACCGUCAAUUGCCCCGACAAGACCGGCCUCGCCUGCGAUAUCUGCAGAGUCAUUCUCGAUUUCGGUCUCUGCAUUUUCAAAGGAGAUGUUUCAACCGAUGGUGUUUGGUGUUACGUUGUGUUGUGGGUCAUUCCACACUCCCUGUUGCUUCCCGUUAAUUCCUCUUAUCUGAUCCUCAAAGAACGACUUCAGGGAAUUUGUCCUCCUUGUUUAGCCUCCUUUUAUCUCGUCCAGCAGCCUUCCAGAUCUUCUCCUGUUUAUCUGUUGAAGUUCUGUUGCCUUGAUCGAAAGGGGUUGUUACACGAGGUAACAAAAGUGCUCUCGGAGCUUGAACUUACCAUUCAAAAGGUGAAAGUGACCACAACACCGGAUGGUAGAGUGUUGGACCUAUUUUUCGUGACAGAUAACAGGGAACUUUUACACACGAGAAAGCGACAAGAUGAGACAUGUGAAAGACUGAAUGAUGUUCUGCGAGACUCGUGUAUCAGCUGUGAACUUCAAUUGGCGGGUUCAGAGUAUGAGUAUAAUCAGGGUAUCUCUUCUCUAUCUCCUGCUUUAGCUGAGGAGUUAUUUCAAUGUGAGUUAUCAGAAAAUGAAGUUCGUUCUCAAGCUCUUAGUCCUGAUAUGGCAAAGUUGAAGAAAACCAUCGUAACACUAGACAAUGCCUUAAGCCCAGCUCACACGCUUGUUCAAAUACGAUGUGCUGAUCACAAGGGUCUUCUUUAUGACAUUAUGAGAACAUUCAAGGACAUGAAUAUAAAGAUUUCAUAUGGCCGAUUUUCACCCAAUUCAAUGGGAUAUCGUGAGUUAGAUAUAUUUAUUCAGCAGAAAGAAGGAAAAAAGAUUUUGGAUCUGGAGAAGCAAAGUGCACUGUGCUGUCGUUUGAAACUGGAAAUGCUUCAUCCAUUGCGAGUAAUCAUUGCCAACCGAGGACCAGAUACCGAACUAUUGGUCGCUAAUCCAGUUGAGCUAUCUGGAAAAGGAAGACCUCGAGUUUUUUAUGAUGUCACAUUGGCUCUCAAAACACUUGGAAUUUGUGUUUUCUCGGCUGAAGUAGGAAGGCAUUCAACUUCAGAGCGUGAAUGGGAGGUGUACAGAUUUCUCUUGGAUGAGAACUGUGAGCUACAAUUAACAGGUGUUGCUGCUAGAAAUAAGAUUGUAAAUAAGGUUAGAAGAACCUUAAUGGGUUGGUAAAUAUUAUUUUUUUUUUCAUCACAAUAUGUAUAAAAAUUGUGGGUGUUGCAAUAUGAGCCAUGUACCAUCGAGUGUCUUAUAAUUCUUACUUAUAUUGUUAUUGGGUUUUCGCUCUGUAGUUCCACUAUGUUUGGUCUUGCUGGUUUUAUGGGUUUAGAAGAAAUACGAUGCACAAAAAGUUUCAGAUUGUA